UCCUACGUUUUUUACAUUUACUAGUAUUAUUAUUUCUUCAAGGGUCCGUAGAUCUACGCGAUAAGUGAUAAGUGGUAACUCUGCGCAAAUAUAUUUAUUUUUUCAAUAUUUUAUCUCAAAGAUACUCGAAUCUUUGUACAUUCGACAUGGUGAAUGUAUAGAAAAAUCUCCCUAAAAAGUUAUGUAGGUCAUCACUUGAAUCCGUAAAAUGUCAUAGUACGAUGAUCUCCGCGAGUAUUGUGGGAAUGUAGGGUGAGUAGGAACGCGGAGUGCACACUGCGCAUGCUCCGUGCAGCCUCCCUCGCGACCGCCGCCGGCAUCCCAGCAUCUCCGGACUCCGAGCCACGACACACAAAACGUGCGCCCCGCACGACCUGCGAUGUGCUCCACAUAAUAUACACUUUACAUCCGAAUAUUUCAUAUCGAUCUACAUAUCAACAUGAAUAUCAUAAUAAAGAGCUAUAAAAUGUGUGAUUAGAGACGGAUUUCAAGAAGAACGAUCUAUCAAAAUGUAGUUUAAAACGCUACUAGAAUGUCUUCAUCGACCAAACAUUACUUUGGGCGCAAUAGUUUUGUACUCCUACGAUUUAGAUGUUUAUUUUUGAUCCCAAUUAUACUGGUAGUCACCUCUUUGAUAUUUUUAAUGAGCAACGGAUCUAAUAUAUUUUUGAUGAACGACAAUGUGAUCGGCUACCCUUGGAAAAUUCAUCAGCAAGGACGCAAGGACGGCUCGGACGACGUUUACACGAUCAAAACCGAGGGGUGUACGAUACCCGGUCUCAAGCCUUUCGAUACGAGCGUCAAAAAAUUUAUUGCGAAGCCUAAAAAUAUCAAACCAUGCGACAACGCAAAAUCCGCCUUGCUGGAGUACAAUAGCACAAACAUUUGGAUUGCGAGGGAACACUUGGCUUAUCAUCAACUAUCGGAUAGUGUAAACAUUUCCUGCUGCUACAAAGCGUUCUACCGACCCUUAUCGGUUCCCGACAUGAUGCUCGAGGUCGACGAUAGAGUGGAAUACCAUCCGUGCAUUUAUUUUUAUGAUACGAUAGAAGUCAAAGAUGAAUUCGUGAGAGUGACCUGUUACUACAACGAAAAACUUGUUUACGAACAAUUCUUCCCCUUCACCCCCAAGAAAUCUUAUAAAUAUGAGCUCACGAAGGUUCGACCGGAAACUUCGUACAACGUUAUUAUUUUAGGCGUCGAUGCUAUUUCUAGAUUAAAUUUUUACAGAACUAUGCCUAAAACUUUGGCCUACUUGAAAAGGAAAGGUGCUAUCGAAUUAAAAGGUUACAAUAAAGUCGGUGACAAUACGUUCCCCAACCUCAUACCGAUGCUGCUCGGUAUAAAAGAGACUGACCUGAGAAAGACCUGCUGGCCCAACGACAGAGUCACCUUCGACAAGUGUCCCUUUAUUUGGGACUUGUACAGAAAUGCUGGAUUUCUCACCGCAUUCGGCGAGGAUACCGCCAGCUUGGGAACCUUCAAUUUCGAGAAAUUGGGUUUCGGGAGGACUCCCACAGAUUAUUAUUUACACACUUUCGUCCGCGAAGCCGAAACCCAUUCGGGUAAUAAUAGAGACUUCAAUUCGUAUAUUUGUAUGGGCAAUAAAUAUUUUUACAUAGUCUUGUUGGACUAUAUACAAAGUUUGAUCUCAUCCAUGGGAACGUCCAGGCUCUUCGGCUUCUUCUGGGAGGUAACUAUGAGUCACGACUACUUAAACUACCCCCUGGCGAUGGACGACACAUUCGAGGCGUUCUUCGAGAACUUAGAUUCGUCGAACGUUUUGAAUAGCACAAUAUUCUUCCUGCUGAGCGAUCACGGCAUGAGAUGGGGUGACAUUCGCUUCACGAAGCAGGGGAGACUGGAGGAGCGCCUGCCCCUAAACUAUGUUCUCCUGCCGCCGUCCUUUCGGGAAAAGUUUUCGCUGGCCUACCGAAACAUAAACCUCAACAGCAUCCGCCUCACGACACCCUUCGACGUCUACGCCACUCUUCUGGACUUAGUGAACCCCCGGCGAAUAAGCGACAAAAGUAUAAAGAUGCGAUCCGAGGAUUUCACCCCCACCGUGGGCAUGAGCCUGUUCCUCCCCAUUCCCGGUAACCGCACCUGCCGGGCCGCCGCGAUAGACGAGCACUGGUGCACGUGCCACAGGGGGAUGAAGGUGGCCGCCACGAGCGCGGAGGCCCUCAACUCGGCGGGCUAUCUCAUAUGGCACCUGAACGAUCUGCUCAAGCGGCACCGGCGGUGCGCCCGGCUGGCGCUGGAGGGGAUCCUGGAGGUGACGGAGAUGGUGGCAGGGGAGCCGGCCGAGGGGGAGGAGGGGUGGCGCGAGUUCCUCACGGUGGUGCGGACGACGCCCGGGGGCGCGGUGUUCGAGGCGACGCUGCGGCACGGCGGGGGCGGCGGGGGUGGCGGGGGCGGCGGGGGCGGCUGGGCGGUGGCGGGCACCGUGAGCCGGCUCAACCUGUACGGCGCGCAGAGUCGCUGCGUGCACGACUACCGGGUUAAGCUGUACUGCUUCUGCCUGUGAUCGUGCCCGCCGCGUCUCGACUAUAUCUGUGAUACUAUAUGUAUGAGAAUUGGCAAUUUUUUAUGUGAAAUAUUUUAUUUUUACGUUAUAAUAUACUCGAUGGAGGCCUAAUCACUAGUUGAAAUAGCACAGAGAAACUUUCAGAUUUUAAAUCAGUAAAUAUUUAACUAAUUAUCACUAGGUAGUAGGUAGUAUAUGCAGGAAUGUAUGCAUAUCUUUUACAAUAUUACAUAAUAAGUAUAAUAUUUUGUUUCAUAUCAUUUACAUUUUAGGUAAGUACGUAUAAGAAGUGUAGUGUAGUGAACUAUAAGUUUGUUUUGUAUUUGACUGCUUAUAAAUGCAUAACAUUUGAAUCGUUUUUGAUUUGAUAUGUUGUAUGUGAUUAUUUAUUGGGUAUGUUAUAAUGUUGAUACUCCUAUUAUCAACAGCCGUAUUUUGUAGCAAAAUCGUCAGAGCUACUUGCAGAAUCUACGUCAAUAUUUUUAUAAUUUCUAUCAAUAAAGUAGAUAUUCAUACGAACUUUACAUGACAAUACAUAAUACCUAUAUAUAGAGUUGAAAUCUUUAACCCAACCAACUAAUAAUUGAUUUCAUUUUAUUGCCUAUGGUCCACGUUAACUUUCAGCAACUUAGCGACACAUUUCAAUAAACGAUUAGGUAAUGUAAAGAAAUAAUUUUAUUUUACAUUUCAAUUAAAAUAAUAUUAUACAGUAUCAACAGGACCUUGUAGCCGUAGCCCGUAGCGCGUAGCCCGUAGCGCGUAGCUCGUAGCGCGUAUAGGCGCUACGGCAAUUUACCGUCCUAUUCCGAGUUACAUAAUAUUAGU
Messenger RNA from Aricia agestis (brown argus), 3355 nucleotides. RefSeq lists its product as uncharacterized. The record is from RefSeq and is a predicted model, not a curated record. The coding region runs from base 533 to 2530 and encodes 665 amino acids. The transcript has 2 exons. NCBI's taxonomy places the organism in Eukaryota, Metazoa, Arthropoda, Insecta, Lepidoptera, Lycaenidae.